Aspergillus glaucus CBS 516.65 is the source of this 1741-nucleotide messenger RNA. Its product is annotated as phosphatidylinositol-specific phospholipase C. The coding region runs from base 226 to 1626 and encodes 466 amino acids. The transcript is spliced from 2 exons. Gene Ontology annotation, biological process: lipid metabolic process. Lineage: Eukaryota; Fungi; Ascomycota; Eurotiomycetes; Eurotiales; Aspergillaceae. Gene Ontology annotation, molecular function: phosphoric diester hydrolase activity. The record is from RefSeq and is a predicted model, not a curated record.
GCAAUCCCGGUGCCUACCAGAGAACGGAGUAACACUAUGGAGCACACACUCUCCUCAAGAAUUCACUUUUUUGACCUUGGCUGGAAAAUCUUCUAAGGAAUUCACCAAUAAUAAUAAUGCAUUUGCGCCUUCCAUGGCAGCCCGAGCGGAUCGUCCAAUAUCGACAGGGGGUCUGCGCGUCCUCUUGAUCUGAAUCGCUGCUUCCUUCACCCUAUACAGUUCACCAUGGCCGCUAAACAUUUGACCGUUCGCAACCUCACCUCCGCGCCGAUUACUGUCAAGCGCAUUGAGCGAUUUCAUGCGACAAACAAUGGCUUCUCAUGCCUUACCGGAACCUUGAAAAAUGCUACCCACAGCAAGAGCGUCGUGGUCAUCGACCCUCAUACCGAGUCGUUCGCCGAGAAGGAGGUCGAAAUUCGCGUAGAACCGUUCACGACAGUCAAGACUGAGCUCCCCGCUUUCGUUGAUUCCAAAAAGGAGCGGUUGCGCUGGACCAUCGAAGCAGAAGGAGAGCAACACCAAGUGCAGACCCCCGUUCCUACGACCGAGUCAUCUACCAUGAAGCCGCUAUGCGACAGCCCUCGCUUCCAAUUCACCGGUAUCUAUGUGAUUCCUGAAGCGCACCUCGCGAUCUACUCCUCGGCCAAUUUGCAUGCGUGGAUGAAAGAAUUGAGAGAUGACACGUUAAUGUCAUCUCUCUCGAUUCCUGGCACACAUAACGCUCCUACACACCACCACGCACCUCCGUCUGUUCGUUGUCAGGCCGUGAGCCCACGCGAGCAGCUCCAGAACGGUGUUCGGUUCUUUGACAUUCGCGUCCAGCCGGUACAUCCUGAAGACGCCGAUAGAGAUGAACUGGCCUUGGUCCACAGUGUCUUCCCCGUCGCUCUGACUUGGCGUAAAUACUUCCGUGAUCUAAUGCACGAGGCCAACGAUUUCCUGGACAAAAACCCAUCCGAGUCCCUCAUUAUUUGCCUCAAGCGCGAAGGUCCUGGCACUCAUACCGAUGAGCAGCUGAGUCGCAUCGUGGCGGACCACUACGCAACCCCAGAAAGUCGGUGGUAUACAGAACCCAAAAUCCCCACGCUAGGAGAGGUACGCGGCAAGGUUGUCCUUAUGCGCCGGUUCAACAUCCAGGAACGACUAAAGCAAGCGCACGAAGGCCGUGGUUGGGGCAUCGACGCCGCCGGAUGGGCUGACAACUGCGCGCACGCAGUCUGUCCCGGUGGGCAACUCUGCAUUCAGGAUUUCUACGAGGUCUUGCAGUCAGAAGUCAUCGAGAAGAAGAUCCAAUAUGUGAGCGAGCAAUGCCACCGCGCAAGCCAGACAUGUUACCCUUUUGGUAUCCUACCUCCCAAUGCCGACAGGAACCACCCGUUCUACAUCAAUUUCCUGAGCGCAAGCAACUUCUUCAAGCUCAAGACGUGGCCGGAGAAAAUUGCUGCUAAGAUGAACCCUGCGACGGUUGAUUACCUCUGUCGUCGCCAUGGAGCAGAGGGAGAAUGUGACUGGUCUACUGGCAUCCUGGUUACUGACUGGGUUGGGAAAGACGGCGAUUGGGAUCUUGCGCGAUGCAUCGUGGGAAUGAACUCGAGACUCAAGUUGAGACAGUCGAGAUGCGCAUAAACUGCGGCCUUGUCUUUCUUUGUGCUAUUUUUAAUUUUUCUGCACAUAUCACUUAACAAGAGAGGUAAUAGUAAUAUCGUUAUACCCCACAGAAUAAAGCGUCAACAGUCUUCAA